This is a messenger RNA of Dendrobium catenatum, 2045 nucleotides long. RefSeq names its product plant UBX domain-containing protein 11. Lineage: Eukaryota; Viridiplantae; Streptophyta; Magnoliopsida; Asparagales; Orchidaceae. Gene Ontology annotation, molecular function: protein binding. The record is from RefSeq and is a predicted model, not a curated record. The transcript has 11 exons. Bases 204 to 1763 code for a protein of 519 amino acids.
GCUACCGUCAAACCCAAACGCCGAAACUGUAAUUCCGAAACUUCUUCUUCGCUAACUUCUCUUCUUCCUCGCUCGGUCGGCUGAUUUGUUCGUCUAGACCAGGUUCGUUUAACCUAAAACAAUCAUCGGAGACCGAGAGCUCUGGAUCGGCAUCCUUUCAUUACGAGCGGUUUUCUGAAGACCAGGUUUGUUUAUUGAUUCAUAUGGAGAAAUCUACAGCUUAUCUAACUUACAAGGGAUCCAUUUCUGAGGCGAUUGUUGAAGCUCAGAAUCAGAAGAAGCUUUUUCUCGUUUUUAUCUCAGGUGACGAUGAGAAUUCAGCCAAUCUAGAAAAUUCGACUUGGUUAGAUGAUCAAGUAGGAGCAGCAGUAUCAAGAUAUUGCAUCUUCUUGCAUCUGAUUCAAGGACAUGUUGAAGCAUCACAGUUUUCUGCCAUUUAUCCUCAGAAAGCUGUUCCGAGCAUUUCUGCUGUUGGUUACAAUGGUUUAAUGCUUUGGCAACAUGAAGGUUACAUUGAUUGUGAAACUUUUAUCGAGAGUAUUGAGAAGGCUUGGGCUGCCAUGCAUUUCCAGGAUACUGCUACAGUCCUUUUGUCAGCUGCACUUGCUUCAAAGAAACCUGAUCCUUCAAGUUCUAGUUCAACAGAUGUUGCUUCAGUUGAGCAAGGGGAAUCCUCAAGCCUACAUGAUCCAUCAUCGUUAGCUGGUAAUGAAGCCCUAAAUGUAGAAGCUGAACCAUCAAAUGAUCCUGAAGCUCUGGUCGAGCAACAGGUGGAGGAUGUCAGUGAGGAUGAUAACGCCAUGCAGUUGGAUACCGCUAAUGCAGCGAAGGUCUAUAGCGAAGACAGAGAGAACAAAGAGAAUGAAACAAAAGAAAUCUCGCAUUCUGCUACCCACAACAUUCCAGAUUUCCUGGCGGUGCCACGGGAGUAUCAGUCUAUUGAAAACCAUCCAAAUUCUUCUCCAGAACCAGUUGUGGAAAUCCAUUUAUCCAGUUCAGGGUCUUCUCAAAUAAAUGCUAUUGAGGUGCAAGAAAGAACACACUCUGUUCCGGAUGAGAUUAUUGACAGUGAAAAUACUAUUAAGUCCACCACUAUCCAUCUCAGUAUCCGCAUGCCUAGUGGAACUAGUCUUCAAGAGAAGUUCACUAUCACUGAUAGAUUGAAGUCAGUGAAAAACUAUGUGGAUGACAACAAUGACAGCAAUCUGGGUUCAUAUGAUUUAGCUAUUCCUUACCCUCGAAAAGUAUUUGGUGAGGAAGACAUGAGUAAAGCUUUGUCUGAAUUAGGGUUUGCUGGCCGGCAGGCAUUGAUAGUAAUUCCAAGAAGUGGAGUCUCAGGCCAUCAGAGGGUAUCGUUGCCAUCUAAUGACAUACAAACUGCUGCAAAUCAAACUACUUCUAAUGACAAUGGAAUCGGCUAUUUUGGAUAUCUGAAAAGGGCAUUAUCAUAUUUGAACCCCUUCUCCUAUUUGGGUGGUAAUGGUGGUCAAUCAUGUUCAGAACAAGCACCAAAUGUUGAUUUAUGGCAAUACCGUCCAAAUCCUGGCCUCCAGAACUCUUUAUCCAGAAUGGAAGCUUUGCGAAAUCAAUAUUCAUCAAAUCCCCAGAACACAAUUGCCAGUGCUUCGACCUCAAGAUCAUCUUCCAGACCUUUUGGCAGCAACAUUCAUACUCUCAGGCAAGAUGAAGAUGAUUUUUCCUCUCGUGAUAGAAACACUUUCUGGAAUGGUAAUUCUACCCAAUACGGAGGCAAUGAUCAGUAGGAAUUUAACAGACCAUUUGAGGUGUUUCUGCAGUGGCUUUGCGCAGGCAAUUGUAGUGAUUGAGAGCAUCCAGGAUGAAAUUUGAAGUUCUAAACUGCUAUUAAGACUUAGAAGCUCAAUUGCUUCCUUGAUAAUAUAUGUCAACUUUGUAUAUGUAGAUAUGAUGUCCUAUUUCUAUGUGAGCAUUGAGCUUGCCUUUAUAAGAAUGAUAUGCUAUUAUGAUUAGAUAUUUAAUUUUUGAAGUUGAAGUUGGAUGAUUAAAAUGAAAAUAUAUUUAAGGAA